AAAAAAACUGCUCUCUCUGGCUUGCUUCCAUUUCUCUGCUUGAUAUCCCCUCUUUCUCUCCUCUCUCUCUCUCCAUUCCUUGAUACUCUCUCUUUAACUUAAAUCAGUAGCAACCUUUCUCUCACUCUGUGUAACAUACAGAGAGAGAGAGAGAGAGAGAGAGAGGUUUUCAGUUUCAGGAUGUUUGUUUCACUUCGGUUACCUCCAAGAGUAAUGAACUGCCAAAAUUCAUGGCAGGAGGGGCUUGAUUUCCCCACAUUUCUCCCCAAAGAAGUUCAAACCAUUAGAGACUCAGCUGCCAUAAAAAUGGCCAAGAGAAUAGUCAGGCUCCCGGUUAAGACUAGCUUCACAGAGCAUUGUAUUAUGAGUAGCUGUGUAAAGCCAUAUUUGAAGAAAGAAAGUAGUCCAAUUGUUUUGCUCCAUGGUUUUGAUAGCUCUUGCUUAGAGUGGAGAUAUGCUUAUCCUCUGCUAGAGGAUGCUCUCUUUGAGACAUGGGCGGUGGACAUCCUUGGCUGGGGCUUCUCUGAUUUAGAAAAGUUGCCAUCGUGCAACGUGGCAUCAAAGCGCGAACAUUUAUAUCAGUUUUGGAAGUCAUAUAUUAAAAGACCCAUGGUUCUAGUGGGCCCAAGCCUUGGAGCUGCUGUUGCAAUUGACUUUGCCAUUAACCAUCCAGAAGCUGUCUCAAAUUUGGUGUUGAUAGAUGCGAGUGUUUAUGCAGAAGGCGUAGGACAUUUGAUCAAGCUACCAAGGAUGGUAGCAUAUGCUGCGGUUUCCAUAUUGAAGAGCACCCCCUUGCGGCUAUAUGCAAAUUCAUUGAUUUUUAAGAAAGUACCAUGGUCCUCUCUCUUGGACUGGACUAGAAUCGGUUGCCUACACUGCCUCUUUCCUUGGUGGAAAGAGGCAACCCUUGAUUUUAUGCUUAGUGGGGGCUACAAUGUUGUUGCCCAGAUAAAGCAGUCUUAUCCCACAGCUGAAACAGAGGACUCUUAUUAUUUGGGGGGAGAAGGACAAUAUUAUCAGCAGCAAGCUUGCACAGACAUUGCAUGAUGAAAUACAAGAAUCUGUUCUUUAUCUAAUGUCCAAUUGUGGCCACAUUCCUCACGUGGAGAAGCCAAGUCAGGCAGCUAAGCUUAUCAUGGAUUUCGUUAAAGAAACUGAGGGAUGCUCUCUCAAUGUGAAAUGAAAAUAGACUGUGCUUGCACUUGCAUGCAUAGAGUUAUUUGAGAUUUGUCUAUGAUGCAUACUUUAUGAGCUAGAUUCCUCUGUAACUGUUCCACAAAUAUCCCAUUCUGUCCACAAGCCCAUUUACUAUUGGAAUCUCUCUCUCUCUCUC
Amborella trichopoda is the source of this 1333-nucleotide messenger RNA. RefSeq names its product alpha/beta-Hydrolases superfamily protein. NCBI's taxonomy places the organism in Eukaryota, Viridiplantae, Streptophyta, Magnoliopsida, Amborellales, Amborellaceae. Gene Ontology annotation, molecular function: catalytic activity. The record is from RefSeq and is a predicted model, not a curated record.